Zea mays is the source of this 1919-nucleotide messenger RNA. Its product is annotated as zinc finger homeodomain protein 1. Bases 403 to 1743 code for a protein of 446 amino acids. Gene Ontology annotation, biological process: regulation of DNA-templated transcription; regulation of developmental process. NCBI's taxonomy places the organism in Eukaryota, Viridiplantae, Streptophyta, Magnoliopsida, Poales, Poaceae. The transcript has a single exon. The record is from RefSeq and is marked validated. Gene Ontology annotation, cellular component: nucleus. Gene Ontology annotation, molecular function: transcription cis-regulatory region binding; DNA-binding transcription factor activity.
UCCAGCCCGUGUCACCACCACCUCCUCUUCCCCUUCCUCUCUCUCUCUCUCUCCCGCUGCUGCUGCUGUUCCCUUCUUCCUCCCUGGCCUCGGUCCCUUCAGGGUGCAUCUGCAUGCAUAGAUGGAUGAUGGACGGAAAAGAUGGAUUUGUUUGCCCUCUAGCUAGCUCUCCAUGCCAAAACAUUCCCCACUUUGUGCCAAAACUGUUGUUGCGGUUGGUAUGGUUUAGUGCAUUUUUACCACUCUCUUGUAAUGAUCUAGCUUAAUUAGCUCUACCAAGCAAUACAAUCGCCACCACACCACCGUCUCCUCCUCCCAUCCCCCAAGAAACCCUUUUCCUAGCUCUAAAAAAAGAGCCCACCAAACCCUGCGAGCCCCCAACCAAGCUCGGUAGCCGAAGCCAUGGAGUACAAGAGAUCAUCGCAUGUGGAGGAUGAAGACGAGGAUGAGCUGGAGGAGGAGGAGGAAGAAGACGAGGAAGAGGAGGAGGACGAGGAUGAGGAGGCCAGAAGCCAUCGCUACACCACGGCGGCGGCGGCACCCUUAGGCACUCCACAGCAGCAGGAGGUGCAAGCCCAAGCUCUUGGGCUCGGCUCGCACGCCUCCCUGAUGGACUCCGCCGCCUUCUCGAGGCCGCUCUUGCCUCCCAACUCAUCUCUGGUGACGCAGCCACCGCUGCCUCCACCAGGCUUCCUGCCGGCUCACCGCCAGCCGCCGCAGCUCCAUCCGAGGAAAGCGGAGAGGGAGAGGGAGAGGGACAGAGCCGCGGGAGCGCAGCAGCCCCAGCUCCGGCGCCACCAAGAACCAGUGAGGAAUAAUAAUGGCGUUCUCGGCGGCGGCGGUGGCGCCGCGCCCCCAUCGGCGGCCUCUUCUACGUUCGGCCUCGCGUCCGUGCGGCCCGUGGUGGAGGCACCCCAGUGGCGGUACCGUGAGUGCCUGCGCAACCACGCGGCGCGGCUUGGCGCGCACGUGCUCGACGGCUGCUGCGAGUUCAUGCCGUCCGGGAGCGACGGGGCCGCCGCGCUGGCCUGCGCCGCCUGCGGCUGCCACCGCAGCUUCCACCGACGCGAGGCGAUCCCCGGCGGCGUUGCCGCCGCGGCGGCGGUGGUAUCGCCCUCGGCGGUGCCGGUGGUGACCCCCACAGCCCGCGCCAGCGCCAACUCGUCCCGUGUCAUGCCGCUGCUCAUGGCCCCGCCGCACAUGCAUACGCGCCCGCCGCACGUCCCGGCGUCCCCGGCGUCCGCGCCCGCCGCGCUGACCGAGUCGUCGAGCGAGGAGCUGCGAGGCCACGCGCCCGCGCACCCGGCCGCGCCGCCGCCGCCGCCGCCACACGCGCAGGUGGUGGCCCUAGCGGGGUCGGCUUCCGCUCCCCCGGCGCCGAGCAAGAAGCGUUUCCGGACCAAGUUCACGGCGGAGCAGAAGGACCGCAUGCGCGAGUUCGCGCACCGCGUCGGCUGGCGCAUCCACAAGCCCGACGCCGACGCCGUGGACGUCUUCUGCGCCCAGGUCGGCGUCUCCCGGCGCGUCCUCAAGGUGUGGAUGCACAACAACAAGCACCUCGCCAAGGUCCCGCCCUCGCCCCCAUCCUCCCAGGCCCAGGCCCAGGCCCAGCCCCCGCCGCCGCCGCAGCAGCAUCGCCACCACAACCACCACCCACCUCCACCUCCGCCGCACCACAUCCACCAUCACCACCACCCGCCGCCGCCGCCGCAGCAGGAGCAGCAGCAUGAUAUGCAUGAGUGAGUACCGAGUAGUCGCAGAGUAAUGCGGGAGGAUCAGACGAUGUCAUUAGCUUAUUAGCUCCUUUCUUUAUCCUUCUUCCUCCCUUGUAAUUUCAGUGACAUCCCGGUUGUUAAGAAGUUGACUCAUCAUGCAGCAGAAGUUAGGAGGGAUUAAUAUGAUUAUGUGACCUAAUCUCA